Molecule: messenger RNA, 4050 nt
Organism: Cloeon dipterum
Lineage: Eukaryota; Metazoa; Arthropoda; Insecta; Ephemeroptera; Baetidae
Product: xanthine dehydrogenase-like
Exons: 25
Coding region: 156-3947 (1263 amino acids)
Molecular function (GO): iron ion binding; FAD binding; 2 iron, 2 sulfur cluster binding
Source: RefSeq, a predicted model, not a curated record
UAUUGUUAAUCUGCAUUCAUUCGAGUGUUGACUGCUGCAUCGAAUUUCGCAGAGGUAUAAUUUAUUAAGAGUGGUCUGUCGCAACCUUAUCGAAUAUAUCACCGGUGACGCCCGGCACCGAUUGUGAGUCAGUGGGUCGUUGGGUCCGCGGAGAGAUGUUCAAACGCUCUAAAAUGGGCAAGCUGCCGGAGAUCGACGUCGUCUUCUCCAUAAACGGCAAGCAGUACAAGGUAUCCCAGCAUGACCUGGACCGGAACCUGACCGACUACAUCCGCGACGUCGCGCUCUUAACGGGCACCAAAGUUGUGUGCGGCGAAGGUGGUUGCGGCGCGUGCAUCGUCACCGUCAAAACCAGCUCCUCCGCAACACCCAUGGCCGUGAACUCGUGUUUGGUUUCCGUCGCGUCGUGCCACGGCUGGGAAGUGACAACAAUUGAAGGACUAGGAAACACAUCUGAAGGGCUUGGGAAAAUUCAAGCUGCGAUUGCCGCAGCAAACGCAACCCAGUGUGGAUUCUGCACGCCAGGGUUUAUCAUGAGCGCUUCAAGUCUUUUAGAGGGAAAAAAUGGAGAAAAAGUGACAAUGGCCGACAUGGAGCGGGCGCUGGAUGGGAAUUUGUGUCGCUGCACAGGCUACCGGCCCAUUCUGGAAGCUUUCAAGCCCUUCUGUUCGGACGCGCCUGCGGAUUUAAAAGGCCGGCUAAGUGACAUUGAAGACCUGUGCAAGCAGAAGAAAUUUUGCACUAAGUCUGGGGAGGAAUGCACCGGUCAGUGCACCAAAAUCGAAACCCCACCCUCGUACAAGUUGGCGCGACCUGAAGCAGAUGGACUUUAUAUCAAGGUGCAUUCGUUGAAGGAGCUGCUGAAAAAACGCGACGGCGCCACUUUGCUCGCGGGGAACACUGCUCAUGGACUCUUGGGCAACAUCCACGAGGAUAGCAAUAAAUUCAUUGACAUCCACGACGUGAAAGAAUUGCGAGGAAAGUCUUUCAACAGCAAGAGUAUUGUUUUGGGCGCUUGCCUGACGAUAUCAGAAACGCAGAUUUUCUUGGAAGAACACAGCAAUAAGCCUGGCUUCAAACACCUCAAAGAAAUCGCCAAGCAUUUGGACUGGGUCGGCAACCUGGCUACGAGAAACAUUGGAACAAUCGGAGGCAAUAUUGCCAUCAAGUAUCUCCACGAUCAUUCAUUUGCAUCCGAUCUCUUCGUCAUUUUUGCAGGAGCUAACGCUCAAAUGGAAACAAUAAACCACAACGGAAAUGUUGUGAAUCUGCAGAUGACCCACGAAUCUGUGCAGAGGCACUUUAAAAAAUUUGCAGUCAUCAAAAGCUUUUCGUUUCCUGCUAUGCGCAAUGAAAUUACGUACAGGACGUAUAAGGUCUCGAGCCGAGCGUUGAACGCUGGUCCGUUCGUUUCAGCUGCGUGUUUGCUGGAACACAAGGACGGUGUCAUCACGAGAUUCGAAGUCGUUCAAGACGGCACGUGCUUCAAGACGGAAAAAGAUUUGCAACAAAAAGUCAAUGGCGUCGUGUCAAGUAUGCAAGGAAAAAAGCUUUCGAUCGUAACAGAAAAUAUCUCGGAUUAUGUCCAAGAUAAUUGCUCUGAAAUCGCGUUGAAUUUAAUAAAGAAAUUCAUUUUCUUCGUCGCAAACAAAGAGAAGCAAUUAGAUAUCGCAUUGCAAGUGUCCACGGGAAUUCAAGAGUUUGAAACAGACAAAUCUGUUUGGCCGAUCAAUGAGCCUAUCAUCAAAAUUGAGGCUUUGGAACAGUGUUCUGGUGAGGCCGUUUUUGUCAACGAUCUGCCCGCCAUGAAAGGGGAACUGCACGCGGCGCCGAUUUUGGUUUCAGGCAAACCAGGUUCAACUUUCGAUUUGGACGCUUUGCGAAAAGACGCCACAGAUAUGUUGAAGAACCAAGGAGUUGUAGCUGUUCUCACGCACAAGGAUAUUCCAGGAGCGAAUUCCUUUAUUCCACCAAACUUCCAGUCUGGAUUGGUGGAAAUGGAAGAGGUUUUCUUAUCCGGUGCCACCAAAUUCGACGGCCAAAUGCUGGGCCUAGUAGUGGCGACGACUCGAGCCAAAGCGCUGGCCGCCGCUGCCAAAAUCCACAGCAGACUCGCUCGUUGGAAGUAUAGAUGCGAGGUCAGAUUUCCAAUCCUGACCAUUGAUCAAGCACGCAAAGCUGGGGAAGAACACGUGAAAAUCGGUCCUGUGAAAGGCAGAGCAGAGAACGACAAAAAGACGGAUCGUGUUCAUAAAACAAUAUCGGGAUCAAUGGAAAUUGGCAAUCAGUUCCACUUCUCGAUUGAACAACAAACGUGCCUCUGCGUUCCGGAGGAAAACAGGAUGAAAGUUUACAGCGCCACUCAAUGGCCUGAUAUGGUGCAAGCUGCGUUGUCUGCGAUACUAGAAACCCCUGCAAACACGAUUCAAGUUUCUGUUCGGAGACUUGGUGGCGGUUUUGGUAGCAAGAUCACACGAGCAACGCACGUGGCAGCCGCUUGUGCCGUGGCUGCCAACGCUCUGAAAAAACCUGUCAGGAUGGUGUUGGACCUUAAGGACAACAUGCGGCUGCUAGGCGGCAGGGCGGCUUUGAAAACGGAAUAUACGGUGGACGUUGCUGAAAAUGGCAAAAUCAUCAAUUUGGACAGUGCAAUUUACCAAAACAGCGGCCACUGCUGGAAUGACUCGCCAUUGCUGUACAAAACGGUCAAGUUUUAUUUUGAUUGUGGAUACGACAACUCCCGCUUCCGACUUACGCCCGUCGAGUGCAUCACCGACACUGCAUCCACGACUUGGUGUCGGGCGCCAGGAUCGACCGAGGGUGUAGUCUUCAUCGAGGAAGUGUUGGAACAUGUUGCCGUCGAGCUAGGGAUCGAUCCACUGGAAGUGCGAAUGGUCAAUUUGGCAGAGGAAGACAAAAAAUCAAGCCCGCUCCCGCAUAUGGUGAGCGUUUUGAAAGCAAAGAGUAAUUAUGACGACCGAGAAAACCAAAUCGAAAAAUUUAACAGAGAAAAUAAAUUCGUGAAGAAGGGCAUUGCAGUGCUUCCUUUGAAGUAUCCGUUCGUCCUGUGGGGGAACUUUCACGCCACCGUGUCCGUGUACCACUCUGACGGGACAGUCUCGGUCACGCACGCCGGAGUCGAGAUGGGCCAAGGAAUAAAUACCAAGGUGGCUCAAGCCUGCGCGAGCGCCCUUGGAAUUCCGCUAGAAUUGGUCAAAGUCGAAGCAGUUUCAACAAUAACUGCGCCGAACGCGUCUGUGACUGCAGCCAGCAUCGGCAGUGACACUUGUUCUCUGGCGGUGACGAGAGCGUGCGAAGAGAUCAACAGACGUCUGGAGCCGACUAGGAAAACCAUUGGCGAAGGUGCGACGUGGCAGCAAAUCGUGCAAGAGGCCUUCAACAAGCACGUCAACCUAUGUUACAACUACAUGUUCUCGCCGACCGAGGAAACUAUUGCUUAUGACAUUUAUCUAGCUGCAGCAGCCGAGGUGGAACUCGACGUGCUUACAGGGCAGAAAAAGGUGAGCCGAGUUGACAUCAUAGAAGACGUUGGUAGGAGCAUAAGCCCUCUAAUCGACGUGGGCCAAAUCGAAGGAGCGUUUGUAAUGGGCCUGGGCUACUGGAUGUGCGAGGGAUACGUCUUUGAGCCGGAAUAUGGAAGGCUGAGAUCAGCCGGGACUGGCGAUUACAAAAUCCCAGGAACUAAAGAUAUUCCUGAGGAUUUCAGGGUAUACUUCAGGAAAGACGCUCCAAAUGACAAAGGAGUUCUCCAAACUAAAGCGUCUGGAGAGCCUGCAGUGACAGUUAGCGUCGUUGUGUUGUACGCCCUACGUAACGCUAUUGCGGCUGUUUGGAAGGACCAUGGGGUGACAAAAAAGCACGUGAAAAUCGACCUCCCUGCCACGCCACAAAACGUUUUGAAGGCGAUCGCCAGCAGAGGAGAAUAAGCAUAAAACGCCUUUUAUUCUAAUUGUAAGAUUUAAAAUAGUUAAGAUUUACGAGUUAACUACUCCGUCUAAAUCAAUAAAAAUUUUUUAUUCAUACUUUGAA